GGGUUUACACGCGAGCGGGAGCUGGAUUGUUGCAACGUUGUUAAGCUAGAAGAUACAUGUCAGCGGCGUUACCUGGACAAUGCGGGGACUCUCAUAGCGGUAGAGAAAUGCACCGGUUCACCAGGAGCCUCUGACCAGCUGUCACAUUGUUUCGUUUAUUUUCUCCUGCUGUGUUCCUCCCUCUCUCUCCUUUCUCCCUCUCUCAGUGUCUCGACACUUUCCCACCCCUCCACCGUUUUUCUUUCCUCCACCACCGAUCUCCUCGCCCGCAUGGACCCAGUCUCUCCGCUCCAAUGCCGGGGCAAGGCGCCGGUCGCUUGCUCUUCCCCGGCUCCCAACAACAACCUCAUCAUGAACCACCACAGCAGCAGCAGCAGCUGCGGCAGCGGCGGCCGGGAACACCGCUCUUCGCCGCAGACCCCCGAGCAGCGGCGACAAGCCGUCAAGAGGCACCACCACAAACACAACCUCAGGCACCGCUACGAGUUCCGAGAAACCCUGGGCAAAGGAACCUAUGGGAAAGUGAAGAAGGCGAUUGACAGAUCGGGCCGUGUGGUGGCCAUCAAGUCGAUCCGCAAAGAUAAGAUCAAGGAUGAGCAGGACCUGGUUCACAUCCGCCGGGAGAUCGAGAUCAUGUCAUCACUCAGCCACCCGCACAUCAUUAACAUCUACGAAGUUUUCGAGAACAAGGAUAAGAUUGUCAUCAUCAUGGAGUAUGCGAGCAAAGGCGACCUUUACGACUUCAUCAACGAGAAGCAAAGCCUGACUGAGCAAGAAGCCCGGCAUUUCUUCCGGCAGAUUGUGUCUGCUAUUUAUUAUUGUCACAAGAAUGGGAUUGUGCAUCGGGAUUUGAAAUUGGAGAACAUCUUGUUGGACUCCGCUGGCAAUGUGAAGAUUGCUGACUUUGGGUUGUCCAAUUUAUACCACCAGGACCGAUUCUUACAAACAUUCUGCGGCAGCCCCUUGUAUGCUUCUCCGGAGAUCGUCAAUGGCCGGCCUUACAGGGGUCCUGAGGUUGACAGCUGGUCCUUGGGGGUCCUGCUCUACGCACUGGUCCACGGCACCAUGCCUUUCGAUGGGCACGAUUACAAAAACCUGGUUAAACAGAUCACCAACGGUGAAUAUCGAGAACCAACCAAACCUUCAGAUGCGUGCGGGCUGAUCCGGUGGUUAUUAAUGGUCAACCCAGACCGCCGGGCCACCAUUGAAGAUGUCGCCACGCACUGGUGGGUUAACUGGGGCUGCAAGACCCAGAUCUGCGAAAUGGAGUCGGUGCGGGAGUGCGAGUACGAGCCGCCGGCCACCGUCGCCCUGGAUUGGAUGCAGCGCUCGUCCCGCAUUGUCUUCGAGAGCGGCUCCAAGGUGCGUUGCUUCUUCAAGCAGCACAGCUCGCCGCUGGAGCGCCAGAGGUCGCUGAAGAAAUCGAAGAAGGAGAAUGACAUCUCGCACUCGCUGCAGGAGGGGGCUCCGUCGGAGAGCCCGGGCAAGUCUCUGCUGAAGAGGCCCAAGGGGAUACUGAAGAAGCGAAACAACCACGAGCACAGGUCGCACAGCGCGGGCAACGUCAGCCACGCGGUGGCCUUGGAGGACGAUGUCUUCACCCGCAUGGACGCCAGCGUUCCCUCGGCAGUAACCAGUGGGCAACGUGACUGCCCGUCCACUCCCCUCCCAAAGAAGGGCAUACUGAAGAAGCCGGCAAAGCGAGAAUCUGGGUAUUAUUCCUCACCGGAGCAGAGCGAGUCGGCUGACGUGCUGGACUAUGAGAACUCCGUCUUCGAGGCCGCCAUGUCCGAAGCCAACAGCGACUCCUACGACGACUCCAAAGACCAGACCUCCCGACGCAAGGGGAUCCUCAAGAGGAACGGCAAGUUCUCCUCCGGCAGCGCCGGCUCGGCGGUGGAAGCUGCUGCCGCCCUGAAGAGUUUGGGCUCCUUCAACGAGCUGGCCUUCUCCGACAUCCGCCUCUCGUCCCACCGGGGCUACCCGUCGAGCGCGGUGAGCGAGGACAGCAUCCUGUCCUCCGAGUCCUUCGACCGCCUCGACCUCCCCGAGAGCCGGCAGGAGCGGCGGCGGCCCAUGCGCACGUGCGUCUCGGCCGACGACCUGCUGCACCUGGGCGCGGCAGAGACGGACUGCAGGCCCCGCCUCUGCAAGAUGAAGUGCUUCGCCGACCACCUGGCCGACAGCAACUUCUCCCUGACGGACUUGGACAACGUGACCGAGGUCUACAAAAAGGCGGUGGCCAUCUGCAACAAGCUGAUCUGAGUGGGACAAUCUCGGUGGUCUUGUCGUCCCCUCCCCACCACCGCUCCCAAAGCCCUAACUACAUCUCGUUGUGUGACGGGAGUGGGGAAGGGUUACAGACCAGGUGAACACUUGAAGUCACAAAAGAAAAAGUUAGCUGAGAGGAAGAGAAAGUGGCGAUAGGAAGAUGGAGGUUUUAGGAAGUGAUACAAGGUUGAGGGAUGUUGGAGAUUCAAGUCAUUGUGCAAGGGGACAUAUCUUCCUCUGCUCAUUCAGUUGGGUGUCUUGCUGGUGCAAGAUAUAUGGGGAAUGCCCUAAAUUGGGAAGUGACCUGUACAACCCUUGCACGAUGAUGGCCGAGUGGUGAAAGUGGGAAGGCGGAGAAGUUGUGUAAAGGUGGUCGAUGGGAUUGUGAAUUUAAAACAAAGGGAUAAGGUUUGCGGAAUUGUCGGAAAGAGGAAAGGCUUUUUGACUUUUAUUUAACAUAAAAGAAAAACAUGUAGGGGUUGAAGAGGAUGUGGUUGAGAAUUUCUGUGGUGUUAAACCACCAUUAAAACAAGAAUCCAUGCAUUCCAGCAAUGCAUUUGGCCGCUUAAAAAAAUACUCAUGUCGCUGGCCAGCAAAUGGGUGCCUUGUCUCUGCCAAAAAAAUAAAUAAAUGGAGGUACAGGGAAACUGAACAGUUGCACCAUGGAGAAAAAUGAGUUUAUUAUUUAUGUGUCAGACGUGUAUAUAUUUUGCAAGUUAAUUUAUUGUUUUCCCCACCCCCACCCACUCCCCUUCUCCGUUUCAGACUAUUGGCUGUGUGUAAAUAAAAAAGCAAGUCCGAAGACGUUUACUAUUGUAAUGAAGUAGAUUCUUUUUCUACUAGUUAAUUGUAAUAAAAAUGAAUAUUAUCUUCAAAUAGCAAUGGAUGCCAGUUGAUUUCAGCAAGGGAAUUGUGUUUCCGGGGGGGAAGAAUUAACACGUGACACGCUUUAUUUGACAGUCUUCCUGUUACUGGGAAAGGUCUGACGUUGAUACAUGAUGAUAUUGUGAAAAAAAUAAUUUGUAAUGUUUGGAUGUGUUCUGGAUUUGGAUGUUGAGUUUUGUAUUUUUUUUGGAGGGAAACUGAGGGGAUAGAGUGUGGAGGAGGGAAAAUCUGGCAUCUCCUCAACGUUCCCGCCUAGGGUUACGUUACUGUACGUGUGUCGGAAGGAACUGUAGAAGCUGGAUCUACACCGAAGGUAUGCUGGAGUAACUCAGCGGGACAGGCAGCAUCUCUGGAGAAAGGGGAUGGGUGAGGUUUCGGGUCGAGACCCUUCUUCGGACUGUCCGUCAGGCGGAUCUCUUUCAAAACCUCCUUCAGACUGAAGAAACGUCACCCAUUCCUUCUCUCCAGAGAUGCUGCCUGUCCCGCUGAGUUACUCUAGCACUUUGUGUGUGUGUGUGUGUGUUACUGUAUUUGAUUUGUAUUCAUAUGCUGUGAUGUUGCAUGCCAUUGUGACUGGAUGAAUGUAAUUCCGACUGGUGAACUUGGUUUCUGAGCGAGUAUUUGAAUCCUACUUGAAUCCCACUUCCCUCCUCGCCCCUAUCCCCUCAUUUUCUUAUUUGUAUCAAUGCAGCUUUCUAAAAAGAAAAAGUUAGGUGUUCAAAAUAUGGAAUGAACGAUCGCAUUUUGAGUUAAGGGUCGCAAAGUCAGCCUGCCGUUGUGUUAGUUUUCUUUCUGUUCUCUUGUGAAUAUUUUCGAUGUGUUUUUUUAUGUGAGGCAACUGAGUUUAUCUGGGACUCUCUUGCUGUGUCCAAUUCCAACCCUGUCAAGUGAGGUGAUUAAAACAGGGCAGUUUGUGUGAGGGAGUAGUGGAGGAAAAUAAAAACACAGGCAGAAAUCACAGACAAACCCUUUAAACCUUUAUACAGUUGACUUUUUAACCUUAUGAUCAAGGCAACAACCUAUUGUCAUUGUGUAGGAAGGAACUGCAGAUGCUGGUUUACACCGAAGGUAGAUACAAAAUGCUGGAGUAACUCUGAGGAACAGGCAGCAUCUCUGGAUAGAUCGAAUGGGUGACAUCUCGGAUCAGGAGGAGGGUCUCAACCUGAAAACAUCACCCAUUCCUUCUAUCCAGAGAUCCUGCUGAGUUACUCCAGCAUUUUGCGUCUUAAGUUAUUGUCAUUCUGCUAGACUGGUAUGGAAUUUAUAGGGGGGAAAAAAAGUCAAACUCAUUUUGAUAUGUGAAUUAAUAAUUGCAAAUAGAUUUGAAUGAUGCUGUGAUAUUCCAAUAACUGGCAGUUUUAUUUUUGAAUUGUGCAAGAGAGAAAUAUUGGUUGGGGUUUAAAUUGGUUCUUAGUCUUUCCGUUGCAGCUGUAAGAUCAUCCACUACUUUGCCAGGCCCUCCUAGUCUUCAACACUUUUGCACCCUUGUGCGUGAAAUAGCAGCUCGUUUUGGCCCCUUGACGGGCCAUGUAAGGUGCUGAGGAGAUUUGAAGAAGAGGAUUAGUUCAAAUUUGUAAAAUCUCAAUGGGCAAGGGCACUUGGGGAUCAGGACAAUCUGGUCAGUUCCUCCUCACUCCUCAAGAGUACUCCUCUAACAUAACUUCAUUUUAUCAUCUUUGCUCUAUAACCUUCAACAUCUUUACCGAGCGAGAUAUUUCAUUCACCUUUGGUAGUCGGUGUUUGAAAUGUUCUACUGGAUAUUGCAUUCCGACGUCACUCUGAGCGGCCCAACUCCCACUUUCACAUUCUUCUUCUCCCUACUCUGGAUAUGGUGGAGGAGGUAGGGGAGAUGCAAAGAAAUGACCUGUUCCUUUUCAAUCCUCAACCAUCUCGUCGUCCAACCAGACCAUUGCUACACGAGGCUAGAAUCUGAUGGUUUACUGCCGUGUCAUCUUGGCUCGGAUUGAGGCAGUGAUUUUGGUUGCCAUGAACGGGAUUGGGGGGGGGGGUAUCUAAUGGGUCCACCGCCUAAAGCCAGUUGCUUACGCUUCCUGGGAGGUGAAGAUAUAGGUGUUGGGGAGGUUUGAGUCCCUUUGCCGUGGGACAAUGUAGCAACAUCCACCUGGACUAUUGGCCCACAGCCAAAGGUUGAUGCCAACCUACAUGGUGCCUUGUGGCAUUAUCUAUUGAUGGAGUAUGAUCGUCAAGCAAAGAGCAGGGACCAUUUACAAAUGGAUAGGAGAUGAGUGCGAUCAUGCUUAUACCAAUGUUUCUUGGCCAGCAUGAGUCUCGGACUUGCUUAUGCCCCAGGUACAGAAACUGGGGCCACACGAUAUAUUUGCCUUGUUGCCUACUUGCUGUGGACUACAUGCUUUGUACAUGUGUUCCUUGAAUUACUGAGUAAUUUGUAUCAAACAGAAUGUCAAGACUGAAGAAUCUGUGAUUUUGUUUUUGUUGUAUAACGCUAAUUUAUUUUUUUUAGAUGGUUAAAUUCCAUUUGCCACAAUAAAAGAAAUUGCCUUAAA
Leucoraja erinaceus (little skate) is the source of this 5681-nucleotide messenger RNA. RefSeq names its product NUAK family, SNF1-like kinase, 2 (gene nuak2). Gene Ontology annotation, molecular function: protein serine/threonine kinase activity; tau-protein kinase activity; ATP binding. The transcript has 7 exons. Gene Ontology annotation, cellular component: cytoplasm. The record is from RefSeq and is a predicted model, not a curated record. Gene Ontology annotation, biological process: microtubule cytoskeleton organization; intracellular signal transduction; protein phosphorylation. Bases 271 to 2265 code for a protein of 664 amino acids. Lineage: Eukaryota; Metazoa; Chordata; Chondrichthyes; Rajiformes; Rajidae.